AAAAAGCCAACCCCAACCCCUCUCUCCCCUAUUCUCGGCCAGCACCAAUCCCAACAAGGGAAGAAAAGAUCUCCAUCCUCCUCUCCCCAUCCUUGAAGAGAGCUCAAACAAUAGAGGUCCAAGAGGGAAGAUUUAAGAGAGAAAAAGCUAGGAAAAGUGAGAAAGAUUAAGGAGCUUGAUUAAAGUACUUUGGAGCUUCGCCGGAGUUUCGCCGGAGUUGGUCAAAGUUGGCCGGAGUUGGUCAAAGUUCACCGGAAAUAGUCAAAGUUCAACCGCGGAGCGUAGAACACGCUUAAGCUCACUUAAGUUUCAGGUAGAACUUGAAGGGUGCUACCAUCACCGUUGCUUCGGGCGGAUUAUCAAGGAGAGGAGACGUGAAAUGGAACGCACCGGUAAAGUCACCCGACGAAACCCGACUGGCCAGGCGCCGGGAAGGUCCCAACAUGGCAGUCGAGGGGCAUCAAGGGUGUCUCAAGGGCAGGGCCGUGCAGGCCACUCGCUGACCGUUAGUGACGGUCAUGUCGAAACAAUUGACGAGCAUUAUGAGUCCGAGGAGGAUUCAACGUACCGACCGGGAAUGGAGCCGGUUGAAACCCCAUAUGAUGGGGAAGAUGAUGACAUUAGUGAGGGGAGCGACGAUAAUGACGCCCUCGAGCGGAUUGAGGAAUUGCUUCGGCAAUACCAACAAGAUCGCCAAAGGCGCCGGACAAGGCGUGCUUCGGGAGGGGCUUCGAGAAGAGGGAGCCGUGUUAGCUCUAGGGAACAUGAGGAGUCCCGAGGAGGAAGAGGUACCGAGGUUCCCAUCAUAAGAAUCUCGAAAUACCUCAAAGAGGCGAGAGAGUUGGGAUGCAAACCAUUCGAUGGAAUGGGAGACAUCUCCGUGGCAGCCGAAUGGAUCAAAAGAUUCAAUGAAGCGGCCCUUGAUAUGCAGCUGCCACCCCAUAUGAAGAUGAGAGUGGCAACAAGAUUGCUAGAAGGAAUGGCGUCCACAUGGUGGGACGGUGUCAAGGGGAAGUAUGGUGAGGCGGUCACUUGGGAGAACUUCAGGCAAGAAUUCUUUAGCCAAUACUACUCCGACUUCGAGGUGAACUUGAAGAGGAGGGAGUAUACGAAUUUGACCCAAGGAGGGGAAUGCACGGUGAAGGAACUUGAGCACAAAUUCAGAAAGCUUGCCGAGUUCAUACCGGAGUACAUUUGUGAUGAAAAUCGGAUGGUGAACCAUUUCUGGGAUGCCUUGGACCUUGACAUACGUGAGAGGGCAACACAAUUGCCUAAUAUGACAUUUAGUCAAGUCGUGGAACAAGGGUUGAAAGGAGAGAAGGAGUGGGAAGAGAGGAAGCGAAGAAAUGCCGAGGAGGCAAAGAAAAGAAAAUGGGAGAACCAUGGCCCCCAGGGUUCAAACAAGAAGGGGAAUCACGGGGGAGGAGGAUCCUUCAGGGCACCCGCACCACCAUCAAGGGGGAAUCCCAACAUGAGUGGGCAGAACUCGAGAUCACAAGCCCCGACGAAGCCUAAGUGCAGGAAUUGCAAGAGAAAUCACGAGGGCAAAUGUCGUGAUCCCCCACGGUGCUACCAAUGCGGAGAUACGGGGCACAUAAAGCCCAAUUGCCCUCAACUCGGUGGGAACCGGUCAUCAGGGCCAAGCAGUGCAACCAUGGUGAGUAGAAACCGGGGUGGGGCACCCAAUGCAAGCACGAACCACGGCGGGGCAAGUACAAGUAACGCACCCUCCGUGAACCAAGGAAGG
Cuscuta epithymum is the source of this 1747-nucleotide messenger RNA. Lineage: Eukaryota; Viridiplantae; Streptophyta; Magnoliopsida; Solanales; Convolvulaceae. The record is from the annotation of a GenBank genome assembly.